AUGGGGAGGACAAAAUUGGGUUCUGCAGGUUCUGGAAACUCACUGCCCGUGGGAGGAUGGGGCAUUCUCUUCUCCCACCCUCGGGACUUUACCCCAGUGUGCACCACAGAGCUUGGCAGAGCUGCAAAGCUGGCACCAGAAUUUGCCAAGAGGAAUGUUAAGUUGAUUGCCCUUUCAAUAGACAGUGUUGAGGACCAUCUUGCCUGGAGCAAGGAUAUCAAUGCUUACAACUGUGAAGAGCCCACAGAAAAGUUACCUUUUCCCAUCAUCGAUGAUAAGAAUCGGGACCUUGCCAUCCUGUUGGGCAUGCUGGAUCCAGCAGAGAAGGAUGAAAAGGGCAUGCCUGUGACAGCUCGUGUGGUGUUUGUUUUUGGUCCUGAUAAGAAGCUGAAGCUGUCUAUCCUCUACCCAGCUACCACUGGCAGGAACUUUGAUGAGAUUCUCAGGGUAGUCAUCUCUCUCCAGCUGACAGCAGAAAAAAGGGUUGCCACCCCAGUUGAUUGGAAGGAUGGGGAUAGUGUGAUGGUCCUUCCAACCAUCCCUGAAGAAGAAGCCAAAAAACUUUUCCCGAAAGGAGUCUUCACCAAAGAGCUCCCAUCUGGCAAGAAAUAUCUCCGCUACACACCCCAGCCUUAAUUCUCUUGGAGAAGUUAGUGCUGUGAGCCAGAGGAUGUCCGCUGCCAAUCAUGUUUUCCUGCAGCAAUUCCAUAAACACAUCCUGGUGUCAUCACAGCCAAGGUUUUUAGGUUGCUAUACCAAUGGCUUAUUAAAUGAAAAUGGCACUAAAAGUUUCUUGGGAUUCUUUACUCUCUGCCUUCACCAGCAACCAAUUCCAUUCAUACAUCAGCACUCUACUGGUUCUGUUUGAAAUAUUUUCUGUAUUUAAAACUCAAAUCUUGUUGGAUCUCUGCAGGGUUUGUGACCAAUGAGGUCAUAUUGGUUGAUGGUUGAGAAAGCUUGCUUCACUCUGCAUCAGAGAAUGACUAUCAAUUUUUUUUUUAACUAUCCUAUCACGUCCUCUCUUCUGUCACCCAUUUUGAAGAGUGGCAGAACUUGAGGUUCAGCUUCCUCUGUAAAUAUCCAAGUAUAAAACCCAGGAACUUCUAGAAUAACCCAGAUGUGCUUUAAU
Mandrillus leucophaeus (drill) is the source of this 1129-nucleotide messenger RNA. RefSeq names its product peroxiredoxin 6 (gene PRDX6). The transcript is spliced from 5 exons. The record is from RefSeq and is a predicted model, not a curated record. Bases 1 to 636 code for a protein of 211 amino acids. Gene Ontology annotation, cellular component: mitochondrion; cytosol. Gene Ontology annotation, biological process: cellular oxidant detoxification; cell redox homeostasis. NCBI's taxonomy places the organism in Eukaryota, Metazoa, Chordata, Mammalia, Primates, Cercopithecidae. Gene Ontology annotation, molecular function: peroxiredoxin activity.